Scaptodrosophila lebanonensis is the source of this 971-nucleotide messenger RNA. RefSeq names its product early nodulin-75-like. NCBI's taxonomy places the organism in Eukaryota, Metazoa, Arthropoda, Insecta, Diptera, Drosophilidae. The transcript has 2 exons. Bases 67 to 912 code for a protein of 281 amino acids. The record is from RefSeq and is a predicted model, not a curated record.
AGCGCUUGCUUGCUCAUUAGCCGGCAAUCAGUUUGCUUUGAAAGGUUGAAGAGAGUUGAAGCUACAAUGUUUAUGAAACUUGUAUUACUUAGCCAGUUGUUGGCGCUCAGCUUGGCAGGUGAUGCCUCCGUCUACAGCGAAGAACACACAUUGGAUGACUCGGAUAUGUGGAAUCCGCAUUCUACAGAGAAGACUACAGUGCUGCCGGAAAUAGCUGUUGUGGAGCAGGGGACGGCCAAGAACCCCACUGACGAUUUGGAUUCAGCGGAUGAUGGACUGGCACUAACAAAUAAUGUCAAGAUUGCGGAGGAAACUACUAUGCCAGAGCCAACAACAACAACAACAUCAACAACAACUACCACAACAACAACUACAACUACAGAGAAGCCACCGCAGAAGCACGAGCCGCAUCCACACCCACACCCCCAUCCCUACCCACACCUUCACACGCCGUUUACAUAUCCGUAUCCCCACUUACUGAACCAGCCAUAUCCAAAGCCCACGCCGGAAGUGCCGGAGUCGAAAUCUGGCGAUUCUACGCCCACGUCUGCUCAGCCUGGUUACCCACCUUACCCAUCGGUGAAUCCUCACUUCUCUCCAUACCCGCAGCCACCAAACUAUUUCCUUCACCACCAUCAUCGUAGUCCGUAUUUCGGGCGCGGCUUUGGACCUGGUCUGGGCUUUGCUCCUCACUUCCCUGGCCCCCAUUCCCAUGAAGAUGAGGACGAAGCUGACAGCAAGCCGUCGGACAAAAGUGAUGAAGAAAGCAAACCCAAGAUGCCGGAACUCGAUAGCUUUCCCAAAAUUAGCUACGGUUAUCCCCCAGUCGCUAUAGUGCCCCAUCGGCCUUUCUUGCCCAGUUAUCCCAGUCCACCGCGUGCUUAUGGUUCACCCUACGGCUAUGGACGUUAAUAAGUCAUCUAAUUGUAGUCUUGAAAAAUAAAAUCAAAUAUAUUUAAUAUGUACACCUA